Molecule: messenger RNA, 1367 nt
Organism: Phragmites australis (common reed)
Lineage: Eukaryota; Viridiplantae; Streptophyta; Magnoliopsida; Poales; Poaceae
Product: LOB domain-containing protein 42-like
Exons: 2
Coding region: 161-1144 (327 amino acids)
Biological process (GO): regulation of gene expression
Source: RefSeq, a predicted model, not a curated record
GGCAGGCAGAGCUUUGUUGGAUAUAUAACCUCCCUCCUCCCUCCUCCCUCCUCCUCCCCUCCUCCCUUCCAUUGCGCACAUCACCCUCUCUCCCUUCUUCUACAGAUACAGACGUCGUCACCAUUUAAUCAAAGGAAAAGGAAAAGGAAAAAGAGAAGGCAUGAGGCUCAGCUGCAACGGUUGCCGCGUCCUGCGCAAGGGCUGCAACGAAGCCUGCACCAUCCGCACCUGCCUGCAGUGGAUCAAGAGCCCCGAGGCGCAGGCCAACGCCACCGUCUUCCUCGCCAAGUUCUACGGCCGCGCCGGCCUCAUGAACCUCAUCAACGCGGGACCAGACAACCUCAGGCCUGCUAUCUUCCGGUCUCUCCUCUACGAGGCUUGUGGCCGCAUCGUCAACCCCAUCUACGGCUCCGUCGGUCUGCUCUGGUCCGGCAACUGGCACAUGUGCCAGGCCGCCGUCGAGGCCGUCCUCAAGGGCGCCCCCAUCGUCCAGAUCUCCUCCGAGGCCGCCGCCGCCAGCCCCACCCCCGCACACCUCCACAAGGCCUACGACAUCCGACACUUCUCCAAGCCAUCAGCUGCCGACCCAUCAACUGCACCACCGCUUGCCGGGGACCUCCACAAGGUUGCCAAGCCCGGCCGCACCCGCUUCAAGCGCGCUUCAUCCUCGUCCGCCUCCGCCCAACCCCGCAACAAGCAUCACAAGUCCGACAAGCCCAGCAAGAAUCAGCAGGCCCCUCGGGCGGACCUGGACCAUCAAGACGAUGAGCUCAUGACCGCCAAAGAGCUCCACCACGAGGACGACCUCCAAGAUCAGUCUCCUCGAGCCACACUGAGCCACGCCUCGUCCGACACCCACGACGAGGAGCCCCACUCCGGCCCGGAGGCGUCGCUGGACACCGACGCGGAGGCGGGUUCGCACGUCAGUCAGGCCGAGCAGAGCACAGCGCCCGCGGGGCCAGCCGCACAGAACCUCCUCGAGGAGCUUGAAGAUGAGGAGCAGCAGCAGCUCGGCCUGGAGCUCACGCUUGGGUUCGCGCCCGUGGUGGCAGCGUGUGUCGCGCGGCCCGCCGCGGACGCUGGUUGCAGGCUCAGAGGUUGGAGCGCCAGCGAGCCGGGUGUCGCCGGCUUCCGGUUCCUCUAGCCAGCUCAGCUAGCUAGCUGCAUGGUCCAUGUCGAUCUUGAGAGGGGCACUGCAAGACUUCCUACUAAUCCAUCGAUCCAUUGAUAGAGCAUAGUUUUCGGAGCAAACUAAAUGUUGGUUUUUUUCUUUCGUUCUUUCUUUCUUUCUUUCUUUCUUUGAAGAGCAAAAACCUUUUCUUCUUCUUCCUGUAAAGAAACAAAUUAAAUUGAUGCCAUUUCGUGAA